Messenger RNA from Fulvia fulva, 6249 nucleotides. RefSeq lists its product as uncharacterized. Bases 1 to 6249 code for a protein of 2082 amino acids. Lineage: Eukaryota; Fungi; Ascomycota; Dothideomycetes; Mycosphaerellales; Mycosphaerellaceae. Gene Ontology annotation, biological process: regulation of transcription by RNA polymerase II. The transcript has a single exon. Gene Ontology annotation, cellular component: Set3 complex. The record is from RefSeq and is a predicted model, not a curated record.
AUGUCGUAUCGAGGAGGAUACAGAGGUCCGGCAGACAGAUCGCGCUCACCACCACGCUUCGCUGACCGGAGAUCAUCUAUCGCGAGCGCAUUCGACACUCGACAUCCAGGACCCUCGCGCAGCAACGGCAACGAUGCGCCGAGGGGCCCCAGAUCUCAAUUUGAUGGUCCUCCCGUGAGGGGCCCACCUCCGGGCGGACUUGCCGCCGGAGGCCCACCACGAACACUUCGCGAUGCACCACCAUUAGGAAGCUCCGAUCGUGCGCGUCCUUUCAGAGAACGAGACUAUCCAGAACGUCGAGAGCGAUCGCCACCUCCAGUAUUACCACGCGACAGGUCGCCGCCAAGGAAGUUCAAUGAGGCACGCGACUUUCCACCACGCGAUAUAGACGUCAGAAGUGCACGCAGGUCUUCGCGCGAUGGUCCACCUUCGGCUGGCUCCAACUACUCUGAUAACGCCCCGUUUGCAUCUGCGCCGACUUUCCGAGGAGGUUUCAGAGGCAAGGCCCGUGGGGACUUCUUUGAUCGCGGGAGCAGCCGAGGAGGUCGGCGAAACAUUGAUGAUCGAGGCGACUGGUUCGGACGGCGGGAGCGUAGUCCGCCACCCAGAUUCGGGCGAGACCUUUCUCGAGAUGGACGCGAACCUGAGCGCAGGGAUGACAGGAGAUUCGAGCGACGUGACGAUGAGCGUCGAGGCGAAUGGCUUGACAGAGAACGGGAAGUGGAUCGGACGCGGCGAGACCUACCUCCAGGCAGAUUGGAGUCGAGGGGGUCCGCCGACUCUAUGCCCACUACGAACACAACCUAUCCAGCUCCUGCGGCGCCCCCGAUCAACCCAGAGCGGCUCGCCAUCAUCGAGAGCUCGGGGGCGGACACGUCUAUGAGGAGACCAUCCUCAUCGCAACUUACACAACCAAAGCGGGACCCACCACCAGAGACACCGUCGUACCUCAAUGGACGCGCAGAGACGACAGCGAAUCGCUACGGCUCUCGUGGCUCGUCGCCACCAACACAAGCGCCUCCUGUGCCAGCUUUCAGUUUCUCCAUUGCGCCGACAUCAAGUAACCAAGGCCCUCCCACAGCUAAAGUAUCAACAGAGCCAAGAUCUUCAACGACUGCUGAUGCUCCUGUGUCAGAGUCACAUCCAGCACCAGAAGAGCGACCUGCGCCGCCAGCAAACGCACCCACAGCGCCGAAAGCAGCACCUGUUGCACCGAAGGCCCACCAUGCGAGCCCACCGCCGUCUGCUCCGAAGGCCCCUCGUGCUCUUGAACUGGAUGCUACAAUACCUCCUAGCAACCGGUUGCAAGGUGUUCGGUCGAUGGAAAGCCUGCCUCCAUCGACUGCGCAUCACGCGCCUAUGGCACAGCACCCGGGAGCGUCUCGCCAAGCCUUGCCACAUCUGUCGCAGACAACAUCACCGAAUGUUCCUUCUGCGUCGCGAUUCCCGGAAUUUGCAGCACCCACAGCUCCAAAAGCGAUAAGGCCGCCUACUCAGACGCCAGUCUCCCCGUGCCCACCAUUCACAUCUCCUCGAACUGAGGCAGGUGACUUCCAAGGCACGCAAGCAGUUCAAAGGAGCCAAACCCCGCCACCGUCUGCACCUUCAGGGCCCCGCAAGCGUUCGUUUAGUGUGUCGCCAAAGGUUCCGGCUUCGAGCAUACCUACAGCACCGAAGGCAAUCAGGGCCCCGCCAGUCGCACCCAGGACGGGAGAUCGUCCAAUACCUCCGAUAGCUAGGUCACUUGACAGGCAAGGUACACUGCCUCCGUUCGCUCCUUCUGGGCCACGAAGUCAUCAGUGGAACCAAUGGCGAAGACCUGGUCCUGCGGUGUAUGGGGAGAAGCUUGGUCCAGCCAUCCCAGCUAAGCGAGAUUCGAAUGGAGAGGAGAAAGAUGGGAAACACUCUUCGAAUGGACCUUACCCAUACAUGGAGAAUCGAGCAGCACUGAAUGGUACUGCAGCCAAAGGCGAGGAGCAGGAACUCCAGCGGUCUACUGCGUCGGAGUCAGCUGCGCAGCCUGUUGACCGCAUGAAUAUCGACCACGAGCCAUCACGCCGUAGACCAGGACACGCAGAUGGCCAGUCCGCAGCUCAAACCCAUCAGUCAUUCUUUGGUAAGACCAUGGACAAGUCGUCCGAAGACGAGAUAGCUUCAUCCAGUGAUGACGACGAACUCGACGACGAGGAAGAUGCGACUCUUCUGGAAGCCAAGCAUGCUCGCAAGGAAAGAGAACUUAGAGGCCAAAUGGUCGAUCUGAGUACGCGAGACUAUCGGGCGACAUCACCUCUGGAGUCAAUUGCACGUCUUGCGCGUCUGUCUGUGAAGGAUAUCGAACGGCACAAUAGCCAGUGUGAAGACGAGAUGGACGUAGAUGAGACUAACCCAGAAUCCGCCUACAGAGCUCAGCCAGUGAUCCAGACCUCGGAAAGCGAUGACGGUCCCGAUGUGGUUACGCCACAAGGGGAACAAAAUGCUCUUGUCCAUGUUCGAGAGCAAGAUGACGCUGUUAGGGAGGUUCGACGAGUCAAGAGACCUACUCCAGAAGCAAUAGCACUGCCGUACCUCCUUAAAGGGGAAGACGUCCGUCCUCUUCACGAGAUAGAGGCUGUCCAGGAUAACAUCCGAGUACUGGAUUCGUCCGUAACGGACAUCGAAGCCGUUUUGGAGGACGACUUCCAGGCGGAAUGCGAUGUUCGUGAAGACGCCGAGGCAGACUUCGAGGCAUACUACAAGCAAUGGCGAGAAGAGUGCGAGGAUUUUGACCGUGAGAAGGAGGAACUAGAGAAGCUCGAGCGUCAAGCAUCUCUUGAACCUGGUCCAGAAGUAGACACCCUGGUUGCGGCACCUCUGGACCCGAUCGCCCAGAGCAGACGACUACUCAAGCACAGUAGCGAGUAUGAACUGGAGCUGGUGCUCAAACAGUCCGAGGAAACCGCACGCAUAGAGCAGGAAAAGCUCGACAGAGAGGCGAAGAAGGUCCAGGCAGACAUGGAGAAAGAAGCUCGCUUGCCGGAUCAAGAGACUGAAGAAGCGAUUGCUCGGUUGACUAUCGUUGAUGCUAACCGUUUGCGAGACCCCGAAGCACUCACGCUUGUCUUCUCCUACGAGCCUCCGGCGGACACCUUCACAGAGGAUGAGCAGCAGUUGUUCAUCGCCGCCUUCAAGGACACACCAAAGAAAUGGGGCGAGAUCGCAUCUCUACUUCCAGGCAAGACUUACAAAGAUUGCAUCCACCAUUACUACGCGAACAAAUGGGACAAUCGAUUCCGGGAUACCAAAGGCAAGAAGUUCCGUGGCGGUCGACGCGGCCGAGGUGGCAAAGCAUCUCGACCCUCGAGAGGAUCAGCUCUUAUGGCAGACCUUAACAGGAAUGAGGAUCUUGGUCAAGCAAAUGAUCAGACGACCGGCCGUCCUAAACGUGCAGCUGCGCCGACGACAUUUGGCGAAAGGGAAGUUGAAGCAAAGGGCCCACUGGCCACACAAUCGCCCGCCAAGAAGAUGGGACCAGGAGGAAAAGAUGCCACUACCGAAGCUGGCGAGAAGCCUGUCAAAAAGCAGCGUCGCGCUCCAGGUGAAGCAAAACCAGGCAGAAAGGCCAAGUCUCAACUUGCGUCUCUGGCUGCUGCACCGUCGAUGUCGCCAAACAAGCCUUUCAUUCAGAGUGAACAGGCUCGUGAGCAGAAUCUACGGGAUGCGCAACUCCUGGCCGGCCUGCAAGCAGGCUCUCACGGUAUGAUCAUGCCAGAACAUUCAAUGGUCUUCAGCCAGCACCACGAAGCGUAUAUGCCAGAAGAGACAGAUCGUUUGAAAGCUGCGGCGCCAGCAGCCAAGCAAAGUGCAUCAAGCUAUUGGUCCGUUCCUGAGCAGACAGAUUUCUUCAAGUAUAUUGCACAUUUUGGUACUGACUUUGCGGCAAUCGCUAGUCAUAUGGGUACAAAGACGCAGACCAUGAUUAAGAAUCAUUAUCAGCGUCAGAUCGAUGGAGGCCGUGCGGACCUGGGAGACUCCGCGAACAAUGCAGAUGCCCGGCGCGAACGAGGAGAGGACAUAGGCCCACCCCCAACGCCAACGCCUAAUGUCAAACGCAAAUACGAAAAUCCUCAAUCUGGCGGUACACCACGUGCACUAGCACCGCAGACCGAAGCAAUGGACAUUGAUGAGCCACUGCAAGGCCCGCCAUCAUCGAUAUCUAAGCAUGCAUCGCCUCCUGGUUCCCAAUUCCAAACGAAGCCGCGAUUCCCGACUUCAGCACAGAGCACGCCCAUACCUGCGCAGCGAGUAGUGCCAAGCCCGCUGCCAACAGUGUCAACACCAGUCGUUAACAACAUGCCACCCCAUCGAGGUCAGCAUAGCGCAUUGCAGCAUCCAGAAGGCUCACGCUUGGCGAGAAUGAUGGACUCAGGCCCAGUUCGCGAACCCCGACCAAGCUUUGCAUCUGCGUCUGGCUUUCGUGGACAACCUGAAUCCGAUCAUGUUCCAUUGCCGCCACGUAGUCAGCCUCCUCCUGGACCAGUUCGCACUCCAUCCAACCCUGCCGAUCCGCAGUACAUAACCAACCUGCAGAAGGAGCAGGAGAGGGCCAUGCAACUACAACACCAACAGGAGCAACAAAUGCGUCAGCCACAACACAUGAUGUUACCACAUACUCACGGCUCUCCAGCCAGUCAGCCUCUCAUUACACCUGUCAUGGAUCGCAAGCCGAUGCUCGAAGAGCGUGUUCCAACCCCACCCCGAUCAACGUUCCCGCCAAGUGGUGCUUCACGAGCGUCAAUUUUCGCACCUAUGGGCAUGAACCCGAUGACGACGCCUGGCGGCAUGUUCCCCUCGCGAGGUUCAUACAACUCGUCAACGCCCAAGUAUGAGGUGUCCAGACCAGGUUCUGUGACGACAUCAGCCUCGCUACAGCCACCACCAGCUCAGAUUCCCGCACCCAUCGCUACGCCAGCGCCAGUCGCAACACCCGCGCCAGAGCCCCCAAAGCGCUCCAACGUGAUGUCUCUUUUGAAUUCCGAGCCCGAGGAGACAAACCAUGCCCCCAAGCGCGACAGUCUGCCAUCUGUACCAGCAAGAAUCGCAUCGCCGGCACCAUCCACGUUCCCGCCCACGUCAGCCCCACAGCAGAUGUCUAAUCUAUCCUCGCGAAGGGAGCAAUUCGGCCAACCAUCGAUGCCACACUCGCAGUUUCAUCGGCCUUCUCUUGGACAACAUGGUUCAUCAACGCCAAAUGCAACGCCAGCGUCACUCAAACAGGAAACGUCUCAAGGAAGCGCCUCUUCGAUACAGCAGCCGCCGAAGCACGAAUGGCCACCUCGUGUACUCGGACCUGGGAAUCAUGCAAGCCCCCCUCACCCAGCUCCGCUGGACAGGGAGCCGCGACCACCAUUUUACCAGCCGCAUCGGAGCAUGAUGAGCCAUUUGGGUCCACAGCGCGUGAAUCCCUCACCUCCGCCAUCGCAGCAUUCAAGGACAUCGUCUCUAUCAGGGCAGCAACAAGGAGUACCUCCUCGCGAGCAGAGACCUGGAAUUAGCGGCCCACCUCCUGGCGGACCUCAUCCAUCGACUCAAAGCUUACAUUCGAAUCCGUAUGCCAAUCAACAGCAGUUUCCUCCAUUUUCGCAAGCUCCUGCUCAGGCUCAGAAUCGCGCUCAUCACUCGCACAACAACUCGCUCACAGAAGUGGGAGCUGGACUGCAGCGUGUGCAUGGCAGUGGUCGUGAGGAGCAUUUCAGACGUGAAGAAGAGGUCAGAAUACAGCGUGAGCGUGACGAACAGCAGGCGCGGUACGAGGCCAUCUCGCGUGAGCGCUCCCGGCAGGAAGAAGCCCAACGACGAGAGGCGUUCCAUGCUCAGCGAUAUCAAGAACACGAAAUGGAGCGCCAGCGCCAGCAGCAGCAGCAGCAGCAGCAAGCAUACCCAAGAGGUCCAAUGCAAUCUCAGCCGCUUGGACCGCCGAGCUACAGCUCGCCAUUUGGUGCGCCUCGAGUGGGCCACGGUGGUAUUAGAGAACAGUCGCAAAGAGAGGUCGAGACUCUGGUUGCGCAGCAGGCACAGGAGCGUCGCAUGAUGGAAGAUCAUGAGCGGCGCCGGCAACAAGAGCAUCAACAGAUGCCGCCGCAACCUUUCAUAGAUCGAAGAGAGACGCCAGCGGAUCCAUAUCGGAGAAGGCCCGAGGAUGCGAUGUUCCCGUCGGGACGCAAUACUCCCUAUGGCGGACCAUAUUCGCAGCCACCGCCUCCGCGGAGGUAG